Molecule: messenger RNA, 2936 nt
Organism: Vitis riparia (riverbank grape)
Lineage: Eukaryota; Viridiplantae; Streptophyta; Magnoliopsida; Vitales; Vitaceae
Product: protease HtpX homolog
Exons: 10
Coding region: 23-1114 (363 amino acids)
Biological process (GO): CAAX-box protein processing
Cellular component (GO): endoplasmic reticulum membrane
Molecular function (GO): metalloendopeptidase activity
Source: RefSeq, a predicted model, not a curated record
CAUAAGGAGUUCCGAACACACAAUGGCCAUGCACACAGUAUGCGGAUUGCGCAUCACAGGAACCACUGUGACCAUCAACAGAUUUCAGACGCUACCGUACGCCUCCUCAACUCCCCCUCUCUCUAUCUCCGCUUCAAUGGCCUCUGUUCCUCUCUCUUCCACUGUCUUCUUCGGUUCAAUUACUGCCAAAAAAUCGAGGUUCAGUUCUUUCCCUCUCGAAUUUCGACCGUUGAAGAAGACUCAAAGAGUCAGGGUUUCUGUCUGCAGAGCUGCAUCGGUUGUUUUUCGCGAUCUCGAUGCCGAUGAUUUCAGACACCCUCUCGAUAAGCAGAAUACGCUGAUUUUGAGGGCGAUUCCAGGAUUAAACGAAAUCGGAAAGGCUCUAUUAGGAACCGUGACAGAGCAGGUCAUGCUUCUCGAGAAUAUAGGAACAUCACUUCUUGUUUCCAAAAAUCAGCUUUCUGAUCUUCAUCAAUUAAUGCUUGAGGCUGCGGAAAUACUGAAUCUUGAUGCUCCUGAUUUAUACAUCCGGCAAAGUCCUGUACCAAAUGCAUAUACUUUAGCUAUCAGUGGUAAAAAGCCUUUUGUUGUUGUUCAUACAAGCCUUGUGGAGCUUCUGACACGAAAGGAGUUGCAGGCUGUUUUGGCUCACGAGUUGGGUCACCUGAAAUGUGACCAUGGUGUAUGGCUUACUUUUGCAAAUAUUCUCACUCUUGGGGCCUAUUCUUUACCUGGGCUUGGUGGGUUGAUUGCUCGGCAAUUAGAAGAACAGCUAUUUCGGUGGCUCCGAGCAGCAGAGCUAACUUGUGAUCGUGCAGCCCUUCUUGUUGCUCAAGAUCCCAAGGUGGUCAUCUCUGUUCUGAUGAAAUUAGCAGGGGGCAGCCCAUCUUUGGCUGACCAAUUAAAUGUAGAUGCAUUCUUGGAGCAGGCUCGCUCCUAUGAAAAAGCUUCUUCAAGCCCAGUGGGGUGGUAUAUAAGAAAUGCUCAAACAAGGCAGCUUUCACAUCCUCUGCCUGUUCUACGUGCUCGUGAGAUUGAUGAAUGGUCAAGAAGUAAAGACUACAGAUCCCUUUUGAGCCGUGCAGCACCGAUAAAUUCUGUACAAAAGAUUUAGCUGUGGUGUGUGGAUAGAGUUCACAGUUUAAAACAGCUUGAAUAGAUUUUUGUUUUCAUGUGAAGAUUACUGGAGAUGAAGAGAGCUUAUAUGAGAAUCAUGUCUUCCAUAAAGUUCUGAUUUAUCCAACUAUUGUAAAUAUAAAUAUACAAUAUAAGAAACCUCAGCUUAUUUCUUGGUAAAUCCUGGGCCCAGGACACACGUAUUAUGCCAACCAAAGGAAGUUGUCAGAUGGCCAGCCAAAUAAUGUAUUUGGAGUUCACCAAGAUUGACAUUUCUUCAGGCACAGGUAAUAAACACUAUGCUGAUUGAAGAAAGUUCAGUGGCAGUCAAAUGAAUGACAUUUUGGAAGCCCUUUUAAAAUCUUUGAUCUCCUGAUCUCUGUCAUUAAUAUCUAAACCUGUGAGUGUAAUUAUAAGUUAUAACUAACAUAUUCACCUUCUAGUUCUUCCCCCUCUCUCCCCAAGAGUUCUCCUUCUCACUGAGUGUAUCUUUUCUGUUCUAUAGCCAAUACCAUUUUUCUCUCACACAUUCCUUUCUACUUCAUUUAGAUCUUGGAAGACGCUAGGAAAUAAAAAAAAUUAGAAAGGAAUCUCAAAUUUCUGUUUAGUUUAUCAUGAAAAUGGAAGGGAACUGCAGUAUAAUGGAUGUUUUUAAAACUUAUACAUUUCAUUUUUCUUUUGAUGGACAAACUUAUACAUUUUCAAAUAUUCCAUUCUGUAAUUCUAUAUAAGGGGGAAUAGUUUUUCUCGCCUUCCAUUUUUCCUUAAUUCUUUUAGCUCUCUCAAUGUACACACUGCAAUAGGUUUGUACUGUUAACAAGACAAAUAUUAUUGUUUGGAUUGUAGGACUUAGAAAUUUUGGAUAAAGUAAGACCAUAUAGGGACUAUUUCACUCCACUUGAUCGAUGCCACUUGUUCUUACAGUGGCUUCUUUGCCUAUAAAUUUCAGCCACCCUUGCCCAUGCAGUUUUGCACACUUGAUACCUGAAGCAGCCAUGGUUUCCCUUUCCUAUGUCACCAUCUUUUUCUGUCCCCUAUCCUGUUUUCUAACCAUCUUCCUACAUCUUGCAUAAUCCUGACUUCAUGCGCCAACAAAUCACCCAUAUCUGACACAGUGACACUCUUUAAGGUCUUCUAGAGUAAACUGUUGACACCCAAGUCCCCCACGGUCGAUUCAGCCUGACUUGCUUCCAUGCCCAUCACUGUUGUGGACCUGGCAUUGUUUACCACCAUUACCCACAUUGGAAGCUAAAAUUUUGCUUGAAAGUGGACAUCAAGUAGUUUUGCGAUUGACACAGGUGUCGAAAACACUGGCCAGCCCCAACUUAUAUGUUGUGCAAAAAUGAAGCACCUCACCAGCUAUCAUCCAUUAUUGGAAACUGAAGGUUAAGUAUGGAAGGAAUUCCUUAAAUACGAAAUAGACCAGACAUUUCAAUAAUUUAUGGUGAGCCGGCACAAAUAAGUUGUUCUGGUUAUAUAUGAUAAUGUUUAUGGACGUACCAAAUUUUACCUUUAGCUGUGCUGUCUAAUCUCGAAUUUUGCUUUCUUAUUAGGUAUCUUGGUUUCAGUGAGGAUCGUGUUGACUUUUGAAACACUGGUUGAGUAUUGUUUUAAUAUUUGGGUAUUUUAGACCUUUACCUGUGUUUGGCUGCUCAGAUAUUUCUAAGAUUCACUCUUUUGGUUGUCUUUUCCUCACCUAAGGCCGUGUUAACCAUCGUUGAAUCAUUUUCUUGGAUGAUAUAUCAUAUGCCUCUUUGGAGCUAUGUAAUUCUCUCCCCAGGAAUGAUUUAAUGAAAAUGAUUUCCCCUCUUUUUUAUCUA